Messenger RNA from Magallana angulata, 5846 nucleotides. RefSeq names its product echinoderm microtubule-associated protein-like 2. NCBI's taxonomy places the organism in Eukaryota, Metazoa, Mollusca, Bivalvia, Ostreida, Ostreidae. The record is from RefSeq and is a predicted model, not a curated record. The coding region runs from base 16 to 4935 and encodes 1639 amino acids. Gene Ontology annotation, biological process: microtubule cytoskeleton organization; intracellular signal transduction. Gene Ontology annotation, cellular component: mitotic spindle. Gene Ontology annotation, molecular function: microtubule binding. The transcript has 20 exons.
CUGCAAUCAAGGAAAAUGACCGAUAAAGAGAAAUCCUUGAUUAAUAGCAAGGACAACGUGGAUCGAGAAGACAAUGUUAUAAUUCCUAACAUUGUCGUCUCUAGUUAUUUAGAAUCUGGGGAAAAUUUAACCGAUGGAAGUGGAAAUGUAUCAACAGAAAAGGACAAUGUUACUGAGACUAGUGAUUUAAAAACAUCCAAAUCUGUUCUCCACGACAAAUCAGAAUUAAAGAGGGUGAAGCUCAGCAGGGCCAAUAGAGCGAAAAAGGAAUCAAAGUCGAAAUCGUCGGUACAGAGUUGGCAGAAAACGUUCGUUAAGAAACAAAGCGAGAGACAAAUAAAGAAAGACAAAGUGUUAAGUCGUCUCAUUAAAACCUCCGUGGAAGCAAACAAUUCACCAAAAAAGUCAGCAAUCCCAAAGAAAACACCUAAUUUGGAAUCCAAGACCAAAACACCUAAUUUGGAAACCAAGACCAAAACACCGAAUUUGGAAACCAAGACAAAAACAAAUAGCCAGGCGUCGCAAAAACCAAGUGAAGCAGUUCCUCACAGGAUAAAGGCAGAUAUUAAUGAUGUGAAAAAAGAACAUGUGGAAAGUGAGAAAGACGGUAAAAUAAAGAAAACUGAAAAAAGUAAGGAAGAAUCUCCAAAACAAAUAAAGGGAGUUCAAGAUAAACCUGAUGAAAAUCGGGAAAAGGAUGUGAAACUGAAAAAAGAUGGUGAUAAAAAAGAAAAAGAAGACCCCAUUAAAGCUAAACUAGCUGAAAUUUUAAAGAAACAAAAAGAAAAAAUGGAGUUUAGAAAUGCACCAAGAAAGAGGCAUCUUAAAGUGCCCCAGGGGAAAGUAAUAAGCAAAAAAAGCACCGAGACAACCAUGGAAACAAAAAGGAUUCAAAAGAAUGAGGAUUCUACAGAAAUCAGAGAGGAGCAUGUGUCGUCACACGACUCUUUCAAAAAACGCCAGCAGUAUGGCGAUGAUUUGAGAAAACGAAUCCGAAAGAAAUCAAACCUUGACGAAAGUAACACACGCGUGGUAUUUAAUCAGACUUUUGGAAGAAGAAAAGAAAGUGUAAACAACAUUCAAACUCUUGUCAAAGAAGAGAAAAAAGCAAAGCGGCAAGUGUCCUUUUCUAGUUCGGGUUUGCCUAAAUAUUCAAGCUCCUUGGCUCACUUUGAUAAAGAUAACUCUUUUGCUCGUUUCCAUGAAUCUUCAAAUAUGAGUUCUAUGAAAUCAGGGAAAGUUGGAGAAAAGUUAUCAGCCGUUGUAAAACCAAUGCCUUCGAGGAAUGCUACCACUAGUCAAUCUGCUGGUAUGGAGAAUCAAAGACACCGUGUGAUUCGAAGUCCAACUUUCACAAAAGAAGCACCGGAGGUUUUGCAGUUUAACAGAAAUCGGCAUACCGGUAUUCAACGUCAUUUAGGAAAAGAUGAUUACAGACAAAAUGCAAGACUUCUUGAUUCCAAAUUGAAAUACAAACCACAUAUUUAUAGGCGAUCCCUUACAAAUGAAUCAGUGCAUUUGUACACAGAAGUUAACGUCCCUGUUAAAAGAGAGUAUCAGAGAAACUUUGAUUCAUUUGUGCUUUUGGACAAGAAUUUUGAAGAUGCUGAAAACACUGGAGAAAAUUCGACGCCCGAACAAACAAUUUAUAAAACUCAGCGUCGCUGGACUCAAAAUACAAUAGAAACAAAAUCUGUGCCUGAAAUAUCUAGUCGCAAAUCUAGUCGCAAACUCUCACUUAAAAGUGAGACCAAUUCAAAAUAUUCGACAACUCCGAUGUUGGAGAUUGUGUUUCAACCGGACAAGGGAGAUGUUUACGUGUCGGAAUCCAAAGAACAUACAAAGGUGUACAUCAAGUCGGGAAAAGUUUCAGCUUUUCUACAUCGGAGUCCUUCGGCACCCACUGACGUCCCUAGCGGGGAAAAGGAUAUAGUGCGAAGGAGCAAGAGUGAAAUUCCCGUCUAUAGUGACGAUGAAUACGAGGUGUAUCCGGCUCAGCGCCCCCAUACGGAUACAUACAGGGAGUAUCCACCAUUUGUGAUGGGGAGGUAUGAACAGUCGAACAUGAAUUCCGAAAUCAACGACAAAGCCGUGGUUCAUAGGACGACAGAUAGAAGGGGGAAGAGAGUGUCAUUCUUCAGAAACGGCGAUAAAGAUUUCAAAGGAGUGAACGUGUGCAUAAAUCCCAAACAGUUCCUCAAUUUCGAGGCACUCCUGGUGUAUUUGAACGACCGAAUCGAGACUUCUUCGGGCGUUCGGUACGUAUUCUCGCUACCCGACGGGAAAGAAAUCAAAAGUGUGACGGCGUUUCAACAAGGACGUUCUUAUUUGGUGUCUUCUGUGAAGAAACCGGCACUCGAUGUUCCUUACGGCCAAUCUAGGGAGAAUUUCUGGAACAAUAAAAAACCCUCGGCGGGACGUGUUCGAAAAGAAGAGCUAGAACUGUUCAAACGGACAGAGUCACCGAAAAACAACCCCAAAAACAAACCCAGAGUGAUAACAGUCAUAAACAAUGAAUAUAGGGAUCGCAGGGAAAAGUUCUACAUCAAUCCAAGCACGAGGCAUAAUUUUGAGGAUCUGUUGCUUACAAUGGGAGACAUGACCAAUAUCGACAUACAUGCUUUAUUUACUGAGAAACAACCGCACAGAAAAGUUGAAAGUUUUAGCCAGUUGUUCAACGAGUUUAAAAAUCAGGACAAUUUCAUUGCUUGUGGACCGGAACUUGUACCUCUUAAGCCGGAAAAUGUCAAGCGGCCAGCUCCCAGUAGCAAUUCUGGAAGUGAUUCGAUGAGUGUGGCGAGCAGGAUGAAAAAAUUCCAUAAAACGAACGACGGAGAUCUUGAUGAGAUCAACGAGUACGAGAUGCAACGCUCCCCGUCCCCCCAGGAACACCUUCUGAACGGGGUCCCCGUCAACGGGUACCACGAGCCCUUGUCCUCCAGGCACUACCCUGAAGACGACAGCGUCAAGUUCAAUAUUCGCGGUAAAGUCAGAGAAUAUUUCCCGCCAUCAAUCACAUACCCAGACGAUGACGGUCAGCGUCCAGACAAGAAACUGAAACUAGAAUGGAUUUACGGUUUCCAUACACGCGAAGGUUGUAAAAACCUUGUAGUUUUCAAGACGGGUGAACUUCUGUACUAUGUGGCGGCCGUGGCAGUGUUCUUUAGAAGAAUCGAGGAGAGAGGUGAAGGUCGCGACACACAGCGGCAUUACCUGGGACACACGGAGGACAUUUCUUGUCUCACGCUUCACCCAACGGAAAACUGGGUUGCCUCAGGACAGGUCUCGGGCAAAGAAAACCCUGCUCAUGUUCGCAUUUGGGACGGAGAGAAGCUGACUACGUUUCACGUAAUAGGAAUCGGUUUCUUCUCCCAGGGGGUCGCCUCCAUCGGAUUCUCUGAACAGAGCCGAGGUGGGUUUAUGUGUGUGACUGACACCAGUGACAAGCACGUGCUCAGUGUGUGGGACUGGGAGAAGGAAAGGAUGAUCGCCAAAACAACGACCACAACAAAGGCCGUUAACUGCUGUUGUUUCUACAAAUACGAUGACACGUUGCUGAUCACGUACGGGGCGGAUCACUUGUUUUUCUGGCGCCUCUUCUGGGACCCAGUGGGGGUACAAGACGGCAAGCUGUACAGGGACAAGCUGAGCGGCGUGUUCGAAGAGGAUACACAACCUGCUAUGGUUACCUCGCAUGCCUUUUCGUCCACUGGUGACGUCAUUACAGGGGAUUCUAAUGGCUCCAUUUUGGUUUGGACGAAGGAUCAAGAUUACGUUUUCAAAAUCAAUAAGGAUAUGAUUGGAGGAAUGAAAGCAGCGCAUAUGAAACCAGUCAGUACCCUGUGUAUGAUGGUAGAUAACACUCUACUCUCUGGUGGAGGGUCCUACAUCAAGUCCUGGGACAGCAUCAACAACUAUCGCAAAAUAUCAAAAAGAGAGAUUCCAGAAAUAGCUGGAAAUGUAAGAACAAUCAUUCCACAACGAGGCUCCGGGGCAGACGGACAGAUUUAUGUAGGAACGUCCAAAUCGUGUAUUCUAGCAGGGUCGCUCCCUGUUAAAUUUCGUUUUAUAGUUCAGGGCCACUGUAAGGAGAUCUGGGCUAUAGCAGCCGUGCCAGGAGAAUCCAGCUUCAUCACCACCUCUCACGACCAGUUCGUCAUUAAGUGGUCCGCCAUUACUCACCGCGUUCUGUGGCGCUCGCCGAUGGAGAAGCCGACCACGGCGCUGGCCGUAGAUAGCCGGGGUCUCUAUGUAGCCGUGGGUUCCGUGGCUGGUAGGUUCUUCGUGCUAAACGCAAAGAACGGGAUGCACAUAAUUACCGUCCAAGUCGGGAAAUCCCAAAUCAACGCCAUGAGGUAUUCUCCAGACAAUGCGAUGCUGGCGGUGGGAUGUGAAGAUGGACACAUACAUAUAUUCUACGUUCACGACGAAGGUCAGAUCUACAGGAAGAAUAACAUUAUUCUCAGGGGACACGUGAAAUUCGUUACAAAUCUUGACUGGUCUACCGACAGCCGUUUUCUGCAAAGUGUGGAUGGGGAUUUUGAACUCCAUAACUGGAAUAUACAGCGCAUGGAAAGAGAAGAUGCCAGGACCCUUCGAGAUUGUAACUGGCAGACGUAUAGCUGUUGCGCUGGCCAUCCACUGAUGGGUCCCUGGACAUCCUGUGAUGCUGGAGAGACCGUGUCUGUCGUAGCACGCUCCAAUUACCGCGAGAUCAUUAUCACGGGAGAUAACACGGGCAGAAUGAAAGUCUUCAAAUAUCCUUCCUCCACUAAUAUGCCUGCCUGUCGCUGGACCAAGCUGUACUCAGGCACAGUGACCGCCCUAGAGUUCCUGUAUGACGACAGCUUUGUGUUGUCCUCAGCGGGGAAGACCCCUGUCCUAGCUCAAUGGAGUGUGGUGGACACGUACAGUGGACAACAAAACCACUCGUAGAGGACAACAAAACAACAAACAGAGGACAAUAAAACAACACAUACAGGAUAACAACACAACAUGAAGAGGACAAAACAAGUUGUAGAAGACAACAAAACACAAAGAGGACAACAACACAACAUGUAGAGGACAACAACACAGCAAACAGAGGACAGCAUAUACAUGUAUCAACAACAGCAAUCAUCAACAAUGCACAACAAUAUUCAUAUAUGUACAUGCUGAUCAGACAAAUACUGUUAUCGUUGAUUUAGAUUGUGUAGGCUUUUAUUAAGCACCUAGAUGAUAUAGUUGGUGUUUCAAAGUACCAGUAACUAGUUCAGUCUACACUUUCAAAAUGUAUAUCAAACAGCUAUAUAUUACUAUAUAUUCAGUAAAAUUGACUAGUCUUUGAAUCCUUUAUCAUCAUGCCGUCCAUAAGGUCUAGUUGAUAGUACAUUAGUACUAAAUAUGUUUACCUCAGAUACUCAGUUUUGUGAACAUUCCUUUAUUUAUGCAUAAUACUCUGUAGAAUGUUGCAGAAAUUCAUUUUUUAUAAAGUUCAUACCGUCCACUAUCACAUUCCACUUUUGAUAUGUAUACAUAUACAUAUAGUGAACAAUUAUUAUUUUUAAAGCUUUAUUUGCUUUUUAAUAUUAGUACUCUGUGGCAUUAGAGCAAUUUGUACAUUUUUGCACAACUUUCAUUUAUACUCUUCUGUAAAUGCAGUUACAUGUACAUGUGUAUUAUUAUUAUAGUUUUGUAGUAAAAUAUAAUUCGUUGGUCAAAGAAUCAAUUUACAUGUUGUGAUAAAUAUGUUCUCAAUGGAAAGGAACUGAAUCCUUUUCCAAGCUCUGAUCAUUCUGUGAUAAUUGUUUAUAUUUAAUGUACUAUACUUUUUGUCAUUGUUCAUUUUUAUUAAAUAAUCAAAUUAA